CACAGAUCAUUACUACCCAGUUUCAACAUCUUAAAGGAAUUUGAAGCGAUUAUAAAUCAAGUUACCAAACCAAGAAUGUUUCAAGCACCAGAUUAUACAGAAACUGUGUCAGUGAGACUGUCAGAGGUUCUGGCUGAUAUAGGAGUGGAUGAGAGAAUUGUGUUGAAGAGAAGAAGAACAUGUUUGCUGAAUGAAUUAAUGAAUAACAGUGUAUUUCAACUACAGGAUAGGAAGUAUACAACAUACUAUUUAGGCAGUCAGUCAGAAGGAACAACUACACUGGGCCUUGAAUCAGACACUGACUGUCUUAUUUGUAAAAAUAACUUUAACAUAGUACAAGACUGGAGUGGCUGGCAACCUGGUGUACACAAUCUACUAAUGAUUCAGGAUGAUACUGUAUCACCUGGUUACUGUUUGCUACAGCGUCUGAGAGAUGAUGCUCCUCUUCCACACAAUGAUGUACCUAAUGAACACUUUACUGGAAGAAUACUUGUAAGUAAUACAAUAAUGUCAGAAUCAUUGAGAGCAAAUUAUCUUAGGUCAGGAGGUGUACACAAUGGUCCAGCAUUUACACAACUUGGACAACCUGGGAUUGCUGAGGUAGACUAUGUUCCUGCUUUCCCCUGUAAAACAUGGCCUCUACAAGCUAGACAAUGGUUAAACCAGCAAGGUGUAGGUCAGUGGCCUUCAGAUGACAUAAAGAGAUACUGUAGCAACACUGGGUGUUUUGUUGUUGGAGUUGGAAGCAAGCAAAGUGAAAAUGAGGAGAUUGAAUGGAGAAUAUCAACAUCUUUAGCAGAAAGGUGUUUAAUGUUUAAUCUCAAUAUCACACAGAUCAGAUGUUAUGUGUUGAUGAAAAUGUUAUUAAAAACUUACAUCAAGUCACACUAUGAAGGUACCAUUUCAAGUUUCAUGUGCAAAACAGUUCUGUUUAAACUAAUUGCAAAUACACAGUCUAGUUUCUGGAGAGAAAAUAACUUACUUGUUUGUCUAUCAUUUUGUUUAUUUGUCCUGUACACCAGUACUCUGAUUGAAAACUGUCCACAUUUCAUCAUACCUGGGAACAAUUUGAUGGCAGGACAUAUUGCUUAUGAAUCUAAACCUCACAUUCUUGAAAUAUUGCAAAAUAUUAUAAACAGUGAAGGAACAGCAUUGUUAGGGAUUGAGUGUGAUGAUCUUGGUGAAAGCUGAAGUUUAAUAAUUUGUCCUUAUUCAAAACAAAUAGCAUUGUUUCUGGACACUUAUUGACAGAAACCAAACUGAUGAUAAAUGGUAACACAAAUUGUUGCCUACAUAAUAUUAGCAACAGCAGUUAUGAAGUAGCUAUACAAAUAUUACUGAAGUAUAUUUUCAAACUUGUUACUAUUUUUAAUCAAUCUCAAGGAUUGGACAGAACAGCUUGCAGCGUUCUAGCACCAUGGUUCUGUACAACACUGGGAUCUAUCCUGACUUCCCUCAACAUUCAACAGUACAAUGGUAUAUCAGCAGAAGCUCUGAGCUGGAUUACACUGGGUCUGAACACGGAUGUUUCAUCAAGUAAACUGAAGCUAGCAUCAAUAUUUUACUGUAGAGGGGAUUUUUACAGAACAGUAAUUGUGCUCACAGAUAUUGAAGGAAGGUAUGAUCAAACCAUUGUUGAGCCUGUUUGUGGCUGUCGUGAGUAUGUCCGUCAACAUAAUAGGGGAGGAUUCUGUGAAAUAUCAGACAAUCACAAUGAAGAAGUUCUACAGUAUGCUACAGCAUCCUGUGUCAGUUUUCUGCUGUGUGAAAUUAACUGCAUUCCAAAUGAACUACAGUAUGAAUUAUUCAGAUCUACAGAAGAGGACCUUGCUUUAAGAGAACCAAUUAACGACUGGAUGGACUUUGCAGUUGUCGAUUCUCUCUCUUACCUGUACUUUCUACAAUACAAGACCUACAGCUAUCUUGGAAGACAAGAUGACAAGGAAAGAGCACUUUCCAACCUUAUCAUGACCAUUGAACAGGAACCAAACCUUGGUCACAGGGAAACAGCCCUAAAUAUACUUGGACAGUGUAUGGAACGAGAGGACCGACCAACAGAUGCUCUACUUUGUUAUCUUCUAUCCCUAAAUCUAAGGGGAAGAAGCAAUUCUGCCAAGUUCCAUAUAUGUAGACUUCUAUCUACUGUGGUAAAUCACCAGGCAGGAACAAUAUUUUGAAAGGUAGUGUCACCUUAGUGCAAACACCAGAUAACAAAUGUUGUUUUCACAAACUGACUUUUUUCUCACUAAUGUGACAUGCGUAAUUAAAUAAGUCCAGGUUUAAAAUAUAAAAGUAAAACCUAAAAAGAAACUGACAAAGUAAAGAUUAAAUUGCACUUGAACAACAGAUUUUGAUUCUAACACUUUAUAGAUCUAGUUUGUGUGUGGUGGUGGUGGGAGGCUCUACUGUGUCAGGAUCAAAUUGUUCCACACUGGGUCAAUGUAAAGAGAGUAAAAUACACUGAUGAUCAAUUGUAAUGACUUGUUGAGAAAGACAGUAGAUCUGGCCACUUGGCUGAAUAUGCAAGUCAGCCGACCUAGAGUUGCUUCCCAUCAAACUAAAUAUGUCGGUGGACAGAGUCAAGGAGUACUGGUGUUUGAAUUUAUUUCUUCCUUUUAUGGAUCAUUUACUUACCCAGUUAGAAGACAGACUGUGUCAUGCCAGUACAAGGAUGAAGGCCCAGUAUAUCUGCUAUCACACAAUAACUGCGAUAUGGGCAGAAAUCAAGGAAGAGUAUGGGCCUUAAAUUAUUGAUACUAGACUAGAUCUCUGGAAAUUCAAAAUUGGGCAGGGUUUUGUACUUGAAAAGCCUAUUGAGGUUGUUGAUGCCAGCUACCAGUUGCUACCAAAUAUACAUAUUGGUUUGAAAAUCCUGCUGACAAUGCCGGUAUCGACAGCCUCGGCAGAGAGUUCAUUUAGCAGCUUUAGUCGGAGCAAUGCCUUACAGGCCUGACUUUGUUUCAUAUUUGUCGAAGUCAAAACAUCAAUAUUGACCGUGUUGUCAGUGAUUUCAAUGCAACAGGUAAUAGGCUCAUUGCCCUUGUAUUUCAGCAAGCUAUGGCUGGCAAUGAUACAGAUUGAACUUAGAACUCGUUUUAAAUACUAGUAAUUAAAAUAUACCAUACACAUGAAUUGGUAUAUUCUAAAUAAAGAAGUGAUUACGAUACAAACAUCUUUAUUUUUCGCCAAAAUAAAAAAGAAAUGAUUAAAAAAAAAAUUGAUCACAAAAUUCAUUUUGUUUCGGAGGAGCUAGGCCUUGUGAGAUUUAUAGGUAUGUAGAGACAGAUUUGUAAAAUUUUCUUUGAAAUUUUGAAAGAUUUAAAAAAAAAAAAGGAAAUAAUACAAGAGGGUCAUGAUGACCCUGGAUCGCUCACCCAAGUAGUAUGAGCUACAUGUUUCAAAUGUCAAACUGAUAAUUUUUUUGGAAGAUUUUCCGAUGUACAAUCAAGUAACCCCUGGAGCAGGGCCAAUUUUACCCCAGGGGUCAUGAUUUGAACAAGUUUGUAGAAGUCUACUAGGCAACGUUACAUAUAAAAUAUUUAAGAUCUAGGCUUUCUGGAUUAUUUUUAGCAAAUUUAUGAAGAUUUCCCUAUGUACAAUUAAGUAACCCCUGGGGCUGGGUCAAUUUGAUCCUGGGGGGUCAAGAUUUGAACAAAUUUUGUAGAGGUCCUUUAGGCAAUGCUACAUGUCAAAUAUCUAAGCUCUAGGCCUUCUGGUUUAUUUUAGAACAUUUUGAAGAUUUUUCUAUGUACAAUCAAGUAACCCAAAGGGGCAGGGUCAAUUUGACCCCGGGGGUCAUGAUUUGAACAAAUUUUGUAGAAGUCUGCUAGGCAAUGCUACAUAUCAAAUAGCUAAGAUCUAGGACUUCUGGUUUAUUUUAAGAAAAUUUUUGAAGAUUUUCCUAUAUAAAAUCAAGUGAACCCUGGGGUGGGGGUCAAUUUUGACCCUGGGGGUCAUGAUUUGAACAAAUUUUGUAGAGGUCCACUAGGCAAUGCUACAUGUCAAAUAUCUAAGCUCUAUGCCUUCUGGUUUAUUUUUUAAUUUAUUUUGAAGAUUUUCCGAUAGAAAUCUAUGUAAAAUCAAGUGACCACUGGGGCGGGGUCAAUUUUGACCCUGUGGUCAUGAUUUGAACAGUUUAGUAGCGAUCCACUAGGCAAUGCUAUAUGUCAAAUAACUUAGCUCUAGAGCUUCUGGUUUCUGAGAAGAAGAUUUUUUUAGAUUUUCCUAUGUAAAAUCAAGUGACCGCUGGGGCAGGGUCAAUUUUGACCCCUGGGUCAUGAUUUUAAAAAAUUUGGUAGAGGUCCACUAGGCAAUGAUUCACACCAAAUAUCUAAGCUCUAGGGUUUCUGGUUUUUGAGAAGAAGAUUUUUAAAGUUUUUCCUUUCGGUUGCCAUGGCAACCACAGUUCUGCAUGGAAUUCAAUUCUUUGAAAAAGUUUUGUAGAGCUUCACCCAAGAAACAUACCUGUAAAGUUUGGAUGAAAUUGGCCUAGCGGUUUAUGAGGAGAUGUUGUUUAAAGUAAAAGUUUACGGACGGACAACGGACGCCGGACGGUGAACGAGCAGAAUAGCUCACCCUGAGCCUUUGGCUCUGGUGAGCUAAAAAGUGAGGAACAACACGUCAAACACCGAGUCAAGUUUAACUAAUUUUAAUCUGCCAGUUUCGGUUAUUUACCAUAACCUUCAUCAGGAUUUAAGAAAAAGUACUGUUGAAAGAUUUGAAAAUUGUGUUGUUUAUUUACACAGAAUGGCUCAGAAUUGCGUUAAUUUGAUCACAAAAUUCAAAAAUUUCUCAGGGGAGUCCCCCGGAACCCCCACGAGCGGGAGGGGGACAUCCCCUCCCACACUUUACAUGCCUCGUUGUGCAUAAGUAUUUCAAAGCUCUGGCUACGCCUAUGAAAUUAGCAUGGUCACUUUUAAUUAUUUUUUGAUGACUUUGUAAAAACUGAAAAACAGGAUGUAAAUUCAUUGUAUCUGAGCAAUUUUAUAUUAAUUGUAUUUGUGCUGUCUUUUUAUGGUAUUUUCUUUAUUUAAAUAAUAUCACUUAGUAAGAAUUGUUUAACAAUAUUCUGCAAAUAAUUAAUGAAAUAGAACUUGAUGUUAUGUGUGUCUUUCUAAAGUCACAAUAUGUAUGUCAUCACUUAUAUUUAUGCACAUCUGUUUUUAUCACUAAGAUUAA
Mercenaria mercenaria is the source of this 5178-nucleotide messenger RNA. RefSeq lists its product as uncharacterized. Bases 76 to 1191 code for a protein of 371 amino acids. The record is from RefSeq and is a predicted model, not a curated record. Lineage: Eukaryota; Metazoa; Mollusca; Bivalvia; Venerida; Veneridae. The transcript has 2 exons.